ACUGCGCUCGGUUGUCUACAAAACCCUCCCGCAUAGGGAAUUCCGAUAAUUUCAGUCAAUUCCACGACCAAAACCCCAAACCCGUUGUCAAUUCCCGCCUUCCAUUUUUGAAAACGUUCCAUUGUUAGUGCCACUGGCCAGAUAGUGAAGUUUAUUUUUUUAUUGUAAUUUUUUCUGUUACGUUUUGAAUUGUGAUUUGGAAAUGGAAAAGUGACGCCAGCGGCGCCGAACCUUUUGCCGCGUCGUGUCAGUAGUAUGUUCGUCUGAGUUACGUAACUGUUCCGGUCAAAAUCGAUAUUCCGGGCGUAUAAAUAGCGACCUUAGUAUUGAGAACAGCUGGCCGCAUGCCAGGGAACAUGCAACCUACGAGGAUGAGGCGGCCCCGCCGCCACCGAUGGCUCACUGUGUCAGUCUUCUUCAUCGCAUACUCCGUGUUCCAAGCUGUGAUGACGUCAUCCACUGCUUCAGACCCUGUCGACCUGGAACCUGAGGGGGUACGGAAGGCAACGAUCAAACCUGCCAAGGAGGAGAGUGAAAAGCAUGAACCAAUAGGAGAACCUCCAAAACCCGAGCCAAACAAAGAAGAAGAAAGUGACGAGGAAGGAAACGAACCAGGCAAGGAACCCACCGCGCCGACAGUCGAGGAAGAACCGAAAAAAGAUUUAAAGGACGCGGGAUACAAAGAGACGGAGAAUACGACAAAGCUUCGAGAAAUAGAGCGAAAGGAUUUAAUCCCAACAGUUCAUCCGAUAAGGAACAACUGUACGCCGCCGGCCAUUGAACAAUUCCCCCGGCCACUAAUGGGUCAGAACGCCCGCAAGCACGGCGGUCUCAUCAUCCACAUUCUGGUGGCUGUAUUCACCUUCAUCGGGCUCGCCAUCGUCUGCGACGAGUACUUCGUGUCCAGCCUCGACAGGAUCUGCGAAGAACUGCAAUUAGCCCCUGAUGUGGCAGGCGCCACCUUCAUGGCCGCUGGCAGCUCAGCACCAGAACUAGCCACGGUUGUCAUUGGAGUUUUCUGUGCUCAAGACGAUAUCGGUGUAUCUGGUGUGAUCGGGUCGGCAGUAUUUAACAUAAUGUUCGUGAUAUCGGUAUGCGCGCUCUGUGCCGGCACCGUCUCCCAUCUCAACUGGUGGCCACUCUGCCGCGACUGCUUUUUCUAUGCUCUCUCUAUCCUCGUCAUGCUGUGUACCAUAUGCAACGGCUAUGUGUCUUGGCCUGAAGCCCUCUUCAUGCUGAUCAUGUACGGUGUGUACUGCAUCGCGUUGCGAUUCAACACGACUUUAGAAAUAUGGGCGAUCUCAGUCAUACAAAAGCUGCCGUUCAAGCUACCCACGAGGGAGGAGCAAGCUGCUCUGGUCACUUACAAGAGCACCGGUGGACAGGCUCCGGCGUCCGCCGCCGCAGCCGAGGGACAGUACACACAGGUGGAGGGACAGACCAAGGAAACACCAUUGGGCGGGAACACAGCCGCUUACAAUCCGGACGGCGCCUACGACAACGUGGCUUACAAUGCGGAGCCGGCGCCAUCUUGGGACCCCAACACAACCUGGGACCCUAACACGGCGUGGAGCGAUCAAUCACAGCCACAACAGGCGCCUCCGUCUUCAGGUUGGGGAGACUCGCACAACCGACACUCGCAACAACCCGAACAGGUCCAAUCGCCUCAACAACAGCCACAUCAACAGCCACAACAACAGCAACAGCAGUCAGCCACACAGCCAGCAGCACCCGCGUACUAUAAAGCUAAGGAAUACAAUCCUGAGACUGCAGUCGAUCCGCUGGUGAAACCCGUUGGUGCCAAUCCCGUGCAACUCGGCUGUUGGUAUGUGGCGUUCCCGAUCCACUGGGCGUGUCGCCACACCAUGCCUGACUGCCGUGGGCGCUGGUACCCCGUCACCUUCAUCGUUUCCAUGCUGUGGAUCUCCUUCUACUCUUACUUCAUGGUCUGGAUGAUCACCAUCAUUGGUUACACUCUGGGUAUCCCGGACACAGUAAUGGGUCUCACGUUCGUGGCUGCGGGGGUGUCAGUGCCUGAUGCUCUGUCUUCGCUCGCCGUCAUCAAGGAAGGGUACGGAGACAUGGCUGUGUCAAAUGCAGUGGGAUCCAACGUGUUCGAUAUCCUGGUCUGCCUCGGCCUGCCCUGGUUCAUACAGACCGCCAUCAUCCACCCGGGCAGCCACGUCAACGUCAUCAGCAAGGGUCUCGUCUACUCGACUCUGUCGCUCUUCUCCACCGUCAUAUUCCUCGUGGUGGCCACACACGCCAACGGGUGGAAGCUCGACCGGAAAUACGGCGCUGUGCUGAUGGUAUGGUACAUCUUGUUCAUCACCUUCGCCAGCCUUUACGAACUCAACGUCUUCGGAUACUUCAACAAGCCAGACUGCAUCUCAGCCUAUUAAGUAUAAGGCUCAAAUUAUCGCUCGUUGCCGCUUACGUGUAACGUAAUGGUAACAGUUGGCUAUCUCAAUUUUCUUUUUGUAUUCUGAUGAAAGGCACUGUUUUUUGUUUACAAUCUAGCCGUAUUUUUCAGUGGAUUAUGAAGAUUUUCAUUCGUAAAAUUAAAUAUGAAAUACUAUCGUGACGUCAAUUUCGUUCGUUUGUUUACAGUUUAUAUAAUAUUUGCAAUUUUUUUCCAGCAGUGUGCGUAAUGCUACUUUGCUAUUUACAUCUCACCGUCGAGUCGACUCGCAGUGAGACGCAGCUAACCAAUCACAGUGCGCCAUUGUGACGCGACGACAACCACACCGCAAUGUGAUUGGUUCGCUGCAUGUCACUUCGAAUCGAUUCGAUAGUGAGAAGUGAAAUACAAACCCGCACUUCGCCCUCGGUUACAAUAACGGCGUUAAUGCGACAUUCUCGCAAAUUUCUAUGGGAUCGAAACAACCGCCGUCUUGCAAAAAGGUGUAUUACAGUUAACUCACAAUGACUUGUCAUAGAGUGCAUAAUAAAUGAGGGCGCUUUGUUCUUUUGGCUGGCAACACCUGAUAAUUUAUCAACCAAUCGUGACUAUUCGAUUAUAUUUGGUAUUGCAAUGUCACAAAAAUGUAGUUCGUUAAAAAUUCCUUUUUCUAUAGACAGACUACAUAAAAGUUCACACUAGUUAUAUGUUGGUUAUUGAUUGUUUCAUUUUCACGUGCUUUACAAACAAGUUUUAGGGCGUUUGUCCACCGCCGCCGUCACAGGACCGUCACCGAGAACGAGAUUAUUUCUGGCCGAGUUUAAUAUGACGUAACGGCGAUCGUUUGUCCACCACGACCGAUUUCGCUGGUAUAAUUUGUUCCAGCUGUUGUGUACGGUGCGACGGCGACGGCGAGUGUGUGAACAAGUUCAUACGUGUUUUGUAUUGCCGGCACAACGGCCCGUCAAAUCGCAGGCCACGUUCUAGCGGUCACGCCGAUCUACUCUCAAUUUCGACGGCCGGGAUGACGGCGCUCGGGUUACGGAUGUGCGGUGGACACGCGGCUAAGGAAAUGUAUGUACAGCUACUUCGGCGUCGUCAUCUCGUUUUCGGUGACCUGACGGUGACGGCGGUGGUGGACAAACAGCCUUACUGAUAAAAAUGAAGAUUUUCUUGUUGCACUUUUUUAUACCUAACAACGAAAGUAAAUGCGCGACGCGACGUGUCGCACACCAACGACAAAUAUGUAUUUUAUUAAUGGCAUCCUCUUAAUUCACUGAAAAAUGUAGUUCCUUUUUAUAUUUAAAGAGCCGUAAUUUAUAAAAAUGAUUACCUAAUUAGCCAAUCACAACGCUAUCUAGUAAAGAAAUCGAUUUUAUAUUUUUUAGCUCUCUAGAUAAAGUUAGUUAAUGUUUGUUACAAAUAGGUCUAGUUAUUUUGAUAUUUGUUUGUAAUAAUUUGAAGCUUUAAUUAAACUAUUUAUUAAAAAUAUUUAAGGUUUUAUUUUUGUAUUUAUGCAAUCAUUCUGAUUGAUGUUUAUCUAUACGGUGUUAUAGGAAUAGCAGUAUAUUUUCAUUCCUACUUAAACUUUGUGUCCUUAAACAUUAUUUAUAUUCACUUGUAUAGUACUGGACUUGUAUCAGAGUUCUCUAUGCCAUCGUCUUAUGAUUACUAAAAGCAUCGAUGUUAGUAUUAAUUAGACUGUAAUAAAGAUUAUUUACUAUUUUAUCUGCUUUACGUGUGAAUUGUGUUUUAGGCAAAGAUGUGAAUUUAUCACGAAAAUGUUUAAAAAAUAUACUCUCUUCGGUGUAGUUCCUACUAAUGACUGCCGAGUUCAUUGGCUGCUUGAUCUUUAGACCACUUUGUGUCGCAGCUAGCCGUGUGUGUGCCGUUCUCGAAAUUUUCGAGAAUGUUUUCGAAAUUAGAAAUUCGCGAGAACGAUCCCGAAAUAAUAUCGGAAUUUACCGAGAAUUUUCUUCAGAUGGUUCCCAUAAAAUUGCCGAUGAGAAUUUCUCUUGGAAAUUUUCGGAAAUUCUCAAGGGUCUGGAAACAGACAAGACUACAUAUAGUACACUACUGGAAAACAUAAACACUGGUCGCGGUACAGUCAGCUCAUUUCUUUGUAAAUUCAUCACUAAUACCACCGCAUAAGAUCCAUGAAAAGUAAGUAGAGUAUUCGAAUCAUGAUUUAAAUACUACAGACAAUAUUACAUUUUUCUAUAACUUUGUGGUUGCAGACUAUACUGGCAAGUAUGUAAAUUGAAUGAAACAAAAUGGUUUAUUGAUCAAAAUACAGUUGGUAGUUAGGUAUGAUUUUCUUCGAAUGAGUGAAUAAGAUUGA
Messenger RNA from Plodia interpunctella (Indianmeal moth), 4742 nucleotides. RefSeq names its product probable sodium/potassium/calcium exchanger CG1090. The coding region runs from base 345 to 2402 and encodes 685 amino acids. The transcript has 16 exons. Gene Ontology annotation, molecular function: calcium, potassium:sodium antiporter activity; calcium channel activity. NCBI's taxonomy places the organism in Eukaryota, Metazoa, Arthropoda, Insecta, Lepidoptera, Pyralidae. Gene Ontology annotation, cellular component: plasma membrane. The record is from RefSeq and is a predicted model, not a curated record. Gene Ontology annotation, biological process: calcium ion transmembrane transport; intracellular calcium ion homeostasis.